Pimephales promelas (fathead minnow) is the source of this 2957-nucleotide messenger RNA. It is a transcript of the gene snx9b, whose product is annotated as sorting nexin 9b. Gene Ontology annotation, molecular function: phosphatidylinositol binding; protein binding. Gene Ontology annotation, cellular component: cytoplasmic vesicle; plasma membrane. The record is from RefSeq and is a predicted model, not a curated record. Gene Ontology annotation, biological process: endocytosis; endosomal transport; mitotic cytokinesis. NCBI's taxonomy places the organism in Eukaryota, Metazoa, Chordata, Actinopteri, Cypriniformes, Leuciscidae.
GAUCAGUUUCCGGUUGUGUCUUUUAUGUGUAACACACACUCAGCUGCAGUGAAGUUGAGCAGCUGGAAAAACGACGAGUUUGGAUUUACUCACAUUACUGACCCGCUUGAUUUAAGUCUGUUAAGGGUCGAACAAGAGGAUUAAGUGUUAUUGGUGAUGUAAAUAAACUAGUUUGGGAAGAAUCGUUUCUGGCAGUUGAGAAAUGUCUGGAUGAAGAAGAGGAGAACUUAUCGCCAUUAAACUACAGGUUUCUGUGAUGACUGGUUAAUGUUUGUAUAAUGGAGUCGAAGGCACAGGUUUUAUAUGAUUUCUCGGCAGAGCCUGGGAAUAAUGAGCUGUCGGUCCGAGAGGGUGAGACAAUCACAAUAACCAAUCAGAACAUCGGAGGAGGAUGGAUCGAGGCAAGGAACUCUAGAGGAGAUGUUGGAUUAGUACCAGAGGACUAUUUAGAGCUUAACCCGGCUCAACCUUUUACUUCUGGAGGAGUUACUUCUGGAGGAAAUGCUGCCGCCCUCGACCUCUCGUUCUUUGACAGUCACAUGCCGACCCUAGCCACUACAGCCAGCACUGCACCGGUGGAUGUAGCUCAGCCGGAAACCCCAGUCGCCCCAGUUACCCCAGGCUUCUCUUCCACCUCACCAGAUGAGACAAGUAAUGGUAAUGACCCAUGGGCAGCGUUUGACAAUAAUGCCUCUGGGGGGGUUUCUAAUAACUGGCCCGCUCAACCUGAGGGCACAGAGACGGGGAAAACCAGCAGCAAUGCGUGGAAUUCUGGAGGACACGGACACCCGCAGGCUUACCAGGGUCCAGGUGCAGAAGACGAUGAAUGGGACGAGGAGUGGGAUGACGUGAAGUCAUCGGGUGGUUAUGCUGAAUCUGAGGCUGGAGACGGUGGCGCUAUGAACAGAGGCGGAGCUCACGGUUCAUCCAUGAAAAUUGCCCUCAAUAAAUUCCCUGGCUUCUCCAAAUCAGGUCCUGAGUUGUACCUGCUGUCCAAACAAGCCGCUAAAGGAACCAAGUUGCCCAUUUAUAUGGGAGAAGUUGGCCCAGUGUGGGCAUAUCCAGACUAUCAGCUGGACUGUGUUGUCGCUGACCCUAAAAAGGGCACCAAAAUGUACGGCCUCAAGAGUUAUAUUGAGUACCAAGUCACGCCUACCACCACAAACAAGCCUGUCAAUCACAGAUACAAGCACUUCGAUUGGUUAUAUGAAAGGCUUUUGGAUAAAUUCGGGUCGGCGAUUCCAAUCCCCUGCUUGCCUGAUAAACAGGUGACAGGUCGAUUUGAGGAAGAGUUUAUAAAAAUGCGUAUGGAGAGGCUUCAGGGUUGGAUGUCGCGAAUGUGCCGGCAUCCGGUUAUCUCCUGCAGCGACGUCUUCCAGCUGUUUCUCUCCUACAAAGAUGAGAAGGACUGGAAAACGGGAAAGAGAAAAGCAGAAAAAGACGAGACUGUCGGAGUCAUGGUCUUCUCCACGAUAGAGCCCGAGGGACUGCCAGACCUUGAUAUGACUGAAGUAGAGAAUAAAUGUGAGCAGUUCAGCCGUUUCACCAAGACGAUGGACGACGGUGUGAAAGACUUGCUGACCAUAGGAAAUGAACACUGGAAACGCUGCACGGGCCCCCUUCCAAAGGAAUAUCAACGCAUUGGCAAAGCUUUCCAAAACCUGUCGUCCGUGUUCAUCAGCAGUGGAUAUCAAGGAGAGGCUGUGCUCACAGACGCGAUGACGGCAGCAGGAAAGACCUACGAGGAGAUCGCUCAGUUGGUGGCAGAGCAGCCUAGGAAAGACCUUCACUUCCUCAUGGAAACCAACAAUGAGUACAAAGGUCUGCUGGGAUGCUUUCCUGACACUAUUGGAGUUCACAAGGCUGCCAUAGAGAAGGUCAAGGAAGGCGACAAACUAGUGGCCGCCAGUAAAAUCAGCCCUUCAGAAAAGACCUCCAUGUCUAAACGUGCCAGCACCAUGUCAUACGCUCUGCAAGCGGAGAUGAACCACUUCCAUAGCAACCGUAUCUAUGACUACAACAGGGUGAUGCAGCAGUACCUGGAGGAGCAAGUCAAAUUCUAUGAGAUGAUUGCAGAGAAACUACGACACGCUCACAGUCGGUUCACUACUAUGUAACGGUCCAGAAGCUGCCUCGGUGUCUCUUCAUUUUCUGUUCCUCUCACAUGAUUAUUCUUGCUCUGUUUUUUCUAUUCCUGUUAUCAGUGCCAUAAAAAUAUCCUUUCGAUCUCAGGCCAAAGAUAGUGUCUCAGAAAGCAUAUGUGAAAACUGGCCAAGCUCAAGAGUUUUUUUAACAGCAGCAACAGAUUGUCUAAAGAAUCUUAUUAUAUGGGGGCUUUAAUUAUUAUAAUUGUCUGGUUGUUCAUUUGGAUGUUCCACAUUUUGUAAUGACCCUUGUAGUUUUGAUAUAAGAUAAAUAUGAGCAUGCAUUUAAAGAGACAUAAUAUAAUGUACUACUUUUAUACAAGUGAUCUGAACAUAUACCGGUGCCAUCGUUUGAACUAAUGAGGCUAAGCCUUGUUUCAUUGUGCCUUCUUUUGUAUAGACCCUUCAAAACAACAUGCUUUUUAUCCACUGCACUUUACUAUGGCCUUUAAGAUGCAUCAUCCUGUUUGUAUUUGGCCAAAAAACAACCCAAUCGUUUUCAAUAGAUGGUCCUGGAGGUAAUUUCAGGAGGGCUGGUCCUUUUCCCUCAUAAAAGACAUUGCCAUUAGUUCUUUUUCUCUCUCCCCGAAGCCAAAUUACAAACCGAGAUGGUGCUCCGUUUGAUGCUUCCACCUCAGUGCAAUUAUCACCAUUUUCUUAUCCUGUAAAAGUGAAAUUAUACUCCGUCAGGUGCAUGUUUUCCAGUUGUUCGUAUAUUUUAUAUGUAUAACAGUGUUUGCAAGUCUUUUGCACACAGAAUGACAAAACAAUUGAGAUUAUGAUUUAAUAAAUACUGAUUUGUAUGCCAUGCAA